AUGAUUCAAGCGAGUCGUUCCAUAAUUAAGGAGGUACGGCAAGCGGCGGAAAACUCGGCGCAUGGGCACAGUCUGGAAUCGCGACUGACCAUGCUCGAGGACUGCAUGGCCCGCUUUGGCGACGACCAACGCCGCAUUGCAGAAACAAUGCGACGCCUAGAAAUGGGUAUGGCACGCCAAGCACCGGAACACCAACUGGAAGGGACAGCACCGACCCGCCCCCACCACAAUGUGUCAUCGAACAACACGGAAUACGGUACGAGGUACUCCGCGGCACGCGAACCGCCGUCCGCGGGUAACCAGCACGCCGAACGUUCGGUACGUUUCGAUGACACGCCAAAUUUAUACCAUGCCCCCUCCUCCACACACACCUAUGCGUCACAACAAUCGACGCUGAUACCAUACGACGACGUAUGUGCAGCGAAACAUUCGCUGCCGGAGUUCCUCGGAACAACCCUGAGGACCCGGUCGGCCUGGACUAAUAUUGUCACGCAGCAGCUGAAGGGUGCAGCCAGUACAUGGUGGAACACCAUCAGACUACUGGACCUCACCUGGGAUGAGUUCCGCGCCGAAUUUUUAGAAAAAUUCGACAACGUGGAAAUACAAUCACGACUGCGGGCCGAGAUAGUAUCCGUCCGACAAACACAAACGCAAUCGCUUACGGAGUUCGUGACACAAAAAAACCAACUCGCGCGCCGCGUCAAUACCGGGCUAUCUGAAACACAGCUAGUCGGUACGAUAGCCGGUCUAACGCGCAACGAAUACCGCACGCAUAUCCGAUUGCAGAGACCAGUGACUUUCGGAGACCUCCGCCGGGUCGCUGGAAUCCUGGAAUACACACCAGACGAAACGCCCACACAACAGCAGCCGAAACCGGCGUACAAAUCACAUUCCCAAACCCACCCGCCCCAACCGAAGCUGCAACCGCGUACACGGGACGGUACUGCAGGUAAAACGCAACCGCCCAACCCGUGCAGGUACUGUGGAGGUCCUCACUGGAACAGUGACUGCCCCGGGAACACGCCGCGUUCGGGAAACGGGAAAUGA
This is a messenger RNA of Metopolophium dirhodum (rose-grain aphid), 1047 nucleotides long. Its product is annotated as activity-regulated cytoskeleton-associated protein-like. Bases 1 to 1047 code for a protein of 348 amino acids. Lineage: Eukaryota; Metazoa; Arthropoda; Insecta; Hemiptera; Aphididae. The record is from RefSeq and is a predicted model, not a curated record. The transcript is spliced from 2 exons.